Messenger RNA from Tricharina praecox, 1825 nucleotides. RefSeq lists its product as uncharacterized. The transcript has a single exon. Lineage: Eukaryota; Fungi; Ascomycota; Pezizomycetes; Pezizales; Pyronemataceae. The record is from RefSeq and is a predicted model, not a curated record. The coding region runs from base 167 to 1711 and encodes 514 amino acids.
GUCCUAUUGUAGACACUUCGUGGCAAUUCUCGAACCCCCUCCCACUCCCCGCUACCGACUACGGUAAGCCUUCUUUCCACUAGCGUGGCACUCGUUCCUCCCUAAGCGGCAAACAAAGCCAACUUUCUCACUCCAUCAACCAACACUCUGUUUUUAAUCUCGUGACAUGCCUCGCGCGCCGCCUCCAUCUUCCCCGCCUCCAUCUCCCCCGCCUCCCUUUCCGCCGCCCUCCCCUCCACCCGCAAUCACGAUGAGCACCCCGCCGCCCCCGCCAACCGACCUACUGGGGCACCAGGAUUCCCCCGCCGCAUCAUCAUCCACCGACCCCGACCCCGACCACGGCAUUACCCCCCUCUUCUCCUACCGCGACGCCGAGCGACAAUACUACCGCCGGUCGCAGCCGGAGAUGCGGCUAUACUACGACCCACCACCGUACUCGAAGCCACGGACCGCACGGGACCUCAACCUCGACUACGGCCACCGGCUCACGGCGCUGCAGAUGAGCACCAUCGCGUACAUCCUGCACAUGCGUGCGCAGUGCCGCGCAGUGCAGGGCGAGGGCCGGUACCCUGAGAUCGACGAUCGCCUGAAGGCCCUUGGAGUCGUGUUGAGGGAGGAAAGGAGGCAGUUGCAGCUCGCGGUGGCGCUCGUUGAGAAGUAUGGGUUUGGUUUUGAGGGGGCCGAGGAUGAGGAUGAGGACGAGGACGAGGAUGAGGGAGAGGAGGGCGAGGAAGAGGAGGGCGGGAAAAUUGAUGGUGGGAUGGAUACGGAGCGGAGCGAUGUUCAGUCCGUGGAGAUGAGUGCGAAGUCAGACAGUGAAGCUUCCAGCUCGGAGUGGGGUGGUAUCGGGGAAGCUUCCAAUGCUGACAGCGAUUUUUCCAUGGCGGCGGAUGCGGGGUCGGACGGCGAAGCUUCUACCUCAGAGUGGAGUGGCAUCCACGAUACUUCCAACGCGGAGCCGGGCAGUAACGGCGAGACUUCCAAUGUCGACAGCGAUGUUUGCAUGGUCGAGGAUGCAGAGUCGGGCGGCGAACCUUCCAGCGCGGAGGGGAGUGGCCACGGUAAAGCCUCCACCGCGGAUGGGAGUGACAACGGCAAAGCCUGCUCCGCGGAUGGGAGUGGCGACGGCAAAGCCUGCUCCGCGGAUGGGAGUGACAACGGCAAGACUUUCUGGGUCGAACGGGAUCGUGAGUCCGUGGCGGCGAAUGCGGGGUCUGACGACGAAAUGUCCACCUUGGCGCGGAGCGGUAUCGACGCAACCUCCAAUGCCGACAGCGAUUUUUCCAUGGCGGCGGAAGGGGAUGCAGAGUCUGACGGCGAGAGUUCCACUUCCUCCAGGAAUGGGUCGAUGGCGGCGAACGCCGGCUCGGUCUGCGAACACCGUGUGUCCAGCGCGAGGUCGGACCCAGACGAGGAUGAAUACAUCUACGCGCACUGGGUAGGAAUAGACAGGAGCGUACUAUACAAGCACUUCCCGCACUGGCGGGACGUCGACCUCUACCCGCGCGCUGUGCGUACCGCCGCACCAGACUUCCACCAGCAAGGAGUGCCGGUCGAGCAGGUUGUCCGCAUGAACUUCGGAAACAUUGCGAGACGCCAGUAUGGUUUCGACUACUUCUCGAGGGGUGGCGCGGGAUAUGUCAGGCUGUUCCGUACGAUGGAGGUGGUGGACGUAAUGGAGGAGGAGUAUGCUUCUGAGCUGUCGCAGUGAUGUGGUGUACUUCGUAGUGUUGCCGUGAUGAUCGGGGUGAUACGUUUUUUUUCUCGCGGAUGAUGCAUAGAUGGAUAGGGGAGUGUACUCUGUUUUCUACUGCGAUUCGCUACG